This is a messenger RNA of Galeopterus variegatus (Sunda flying lemur), 1206 nucleotides long. It is a transcript of the gene SPATA22, whose product is annotated as spermatogenesis associated 22. The transcript has 7 exons. NCBI's taxonomy places the organism in Eukaryota, Metazoa, Chordata, Mammalia, Dermoptera, Cynocephalidae. Bases 74 to 883 code for a protein of 269 amino acids. The record is from RefSeq and is a predicted model, not a curated record. Gene Ontology annotation, biological process: gamete generation; meiotic DNA repair synthesis; homologous chromosome pairing at meiosis.
GUUUAAUCAAACAACUUCAUAUUGUAAAUUUGGAACGCUAAAGGAAAAAUUAUAGACGUCGAUAUUGAAGGAAAUGAAGAGAAACCUAAGUGAAAAUUCAACUCGGAGUACAGCAGGCUGUUUGCCUGUACCAUUGUUCAAUCAGAAAAAGAGGAACCGACAGCCAUUAACUUCUAAUCCACUUAAAAAUGAUCCAGGUAUCAGUACUGCUUCUGACAGUUAUGAUUUCCCUCCUCUACCAACAGAUUGGGCCUGGGAAGCUGUGAAUCCUGAGUUUGCUCCUUUAACGAAAACAAUGAACACAGGGCAAAUACCACAUUCAGUUUCUCGUCCCCUAAGAAGUGAAGAUUCUGUGUCUAAAUCGAUUCAAUCAAAUACUGAAAGAAGCCAGAGUGGUUGGAGCUAUAGAGAUGGCAACAAAAACACCAGCUUGAAAACUUGGAGUAAAAAUGAUUUUAAGCCUCAGUGUAAAAGAACAAACCUAGUGGCAAAUGAUGGAAUAAAUUCUUGUACAGUGAGUUUGGGAGCUCAACAACAGAAACAACUAAGAAUAUCUGGACCUCCUAACUUAUCUCACCACAGGGAAACUGUGGUACUCAGAGAAACACAAUUAUCAAAAAUAUGUGGCUCCACAAUGAGAGGUCUAGACAAAAACAGUGCAUUACAGGCAUUUAAGCCCAAUUUUCAACAAAGUCAAUUUAAGAAAAAAAUGUUGGAUGAUAUUCCAGAAGAAAACACUUUGAAGGAAUCCUCAUUGUAUCAAUUACAAUUUAAGGAGAAAGAUAAUUCCUUAAGAAUUAUUUCUGCAGUUAUUGAAAGCAUGAAGUAUUGGCGUAAACAUGCACAGAAAACCAUACUUCUUUUUGAAGUACUGGGAUCGUGAACUUCCAAGGCUGAUUAGAGGCCGAGUUCAUAGGUGUGUUGGAAACUAUGACCAGAAAAAGAACAUUUUCAAAUGUGUUUCUGUCAGACCGGCAUCUGUUUCUGAGCAAAAAACUUUCCAAGAAUUUGUUAAAAUUGCUGAUGUUGAGAUGAGGUAUUAUACUAAUGUAACCAAUGAAAUUUAAAUAGCGAUAAAGGAAGUUUAGUAUAAAUUGUAGCAUUUCUCUGUUUCUUUUAGUUUACCAUCUUUGUGAUUUUAUGGCUGUUGUUUUUCUGUAUUUUAUUUGUUGAAUUAAAGUAUUUAAAUCAUUUGAAAUGUGGAAA